Mercurialis annua (annual mercury) is the source of this 797-nucleotide messenger RNA. RefSeq names its product glycine-rich RNA-binding protein GRP1A-like. Gene Ontology annotation, molecular function: RNA binding. The record is from RefSeq and is a predicted model, not a curated record. The transcript has 2 exons. The coding region runs from base 78 to 575 and encodes 165 amino acids. Lineage: Eukaryota; Viridiplantae; Streptophyta; Magnoliopsida; Malpighiales; Euphorbiaceae.
UAACCCUAAUUUACCACUCUCUCUUUUCAUUAAUUAUUUAGGGUUUUUGUUAUUUCUUUUCCUUCUCCCCUAAGAAAAUGUCUGACGUUGAGUACCGGUGCUUCGUCGGCGGCCUUGCCUGGGCCACCAACGAUAAAGCCCUCGAAGACGCUUUCGGUCAAUACGGCGAUAUCGUCGACUCGAAGAUUAUCAAUGACCGUGAGACUGGUAGAUCACGUGGAUUUGGCUUUGUGACAUUCAACAACGAGAAAUCCAUGAGAGAUGCGAUCGAGGGAAUGAACGGACAAGAUCUCGACGGCCGUAACAUUACUGUCAACGAAGCUCAGUCCCGUGGCAGCGGCGGCGGCGGCGGCGGAGGCGGUGGUUACAGAAGCGGAGGUGGAGGUGGAUAUGGAGGUGGUGGUGGUGGAUAUGGCGGCGGUGGUCGCCGUGAUGGUGGAGGCGGCGGUGGAUACAGCCGUGGAGGAGGCGGCGGCGGUGGAUAUGGAGGUGGUAGAGACCGUGGAUAUGGCGGCGGUGAUGGUGAUAGAUACUCUAGCAGAGGUGGCGGAUCUGACGGUAGCUGGAGGAGUUAGGGUUUUUUAGUUUUAUUUAUGCUUUGAGUUUGGGUUGGGAUGUUUUUAAUUAUAAUUAGAUUAUGUUUCUGAAUGAUGUUGGGAUGGGUUUGCUGUUUUGAAAAAUGUAGAUCAUUUUUGAUCGUUGGAUGCUCUCUAGUUUGUUGCGAUGUUGAUUUUGUCACCGUUGGUUAAUGAAGAGGUCAGAUCACUAAAGUUCUAUAGAAAUAUCGGUUUCUGGAA